Molecule: messenger RNA, 1408 nt
Organism: Musa acuminata subsp. malaccensis (wild Malaysian banana)
Lineage: Eukaryota; Viridiplantae; Streptophyta; Magnoliopsida; Zingiberales; Musaceae
Product: chaperone protein dnaJ 10
Source: RefSeq, a predicted model, not a curated record
AGCUCUGUCCGCCGUUGCUUUGUGGCCUCGGCACCAGGGGCAGCUACUCCAAUUCCCGACGCAUUGCCUCCCAUUUCUUCCCGGGUCUCCCUCCAAUAACGGAGGUCCGAACGUGCUGCUCUCAUAUUCUAUCUAAUCCCCAGGUAGGUAGAAUCGGAUACCAUGGUGAAGGACACCGAGUACUAUGAUAUAUUGGGUAUCAGUGUUGAUGCAUCUGCUGCUGAGAUAAAGAAGGCCUAUUACCUCAAGGCACGCUUGGUGCAUCCAGAUAAGAAUCUUGGAGAUCCACAAGCCGCUCAUAACUUCCAGGUACUUGGCGAGGCUUAUCAAGUCUUGAGUGAUCCUGCAAAACGUGAAGAAUAUGAUAAGCAUGGAAAGGAAGGUGUUCCCCGGGAUUCCAUGGUAGAUCCUGCUGCUGUCUUUGGGAUGCUUUUUGGAAGUGAGUUCUUUGAAGAUUAUGUUGGACAACUAGCUUUAGCAACCAUAGCUUGUGUAGAAGUUGAAGAAGAAUCACAGGUCCCAGAAACCCGGAAACAAAGAGUUCAAGAGAAAAUUAAGGAAUUACAGAAAGAAAGGGAACAGAAACUAAUCCAGGUUCUGAAAGAUCGCCUUCAUCUUUAUGUGUCUGGGCAGAAAGAACAGUUUGCAGCUUGGGCCAGCUCUGAAGCUCGUCGUUUAUCUCAAGCUGCUUUUGGGGAGGCUAUGCUCCACACCAUUGGAUAUAUAUAUGCCAGACAAUCUGCGAGAGAAAUUGGAAAGAGCAGGCGAUAUAUGGGCAUGCCAUUUAUCGCUGAGUGGGUACGAGAUAAGGGUCACCAUAUAAAAUCACAAGUUAAUGCAGCAUCAGGUGCUGUUGCACUAAUACAGCUUCAGGAAGGGAUGAAAAAACUUGAGGGGUCUGAAGAAGAGGACCUUAUGAAGAACUUCGAAGAGAAAAAGGAUGCGAUGCUUGGUUCUUUGUGGAAAAUAAAUGUGCUAGACAUAGAAUCAACUCUUUCACAUGUUUGCCAAGCAGUUCUGAAAGAUAAUAGUGUUUCCAAGGAUGUGUUGAAGUUCAGAGCCAGAGCACUGAAGAAGAUGGGAACAAUUUUCCAAGGUGCUAAAGGGCUUUAUAGGAGAGAGAACAGUCUUCGCCUCGAGGAUGGCACCGGCGGUGUCAUGCCAUAAGAGGUAGCCUUGUGAAACACAUAGAUGAUUUGCUGUGAGUGAUGUUCAUGGUGAAGAAGGCAACUGAUGCGAGAAAGUUACUGCUGGAAAUAUGUUGGUAAAUUUAUCUCAACUGUUCAUGUCUUGGGGCACGAGGCUUGAUUUUAUCCAGUUUUUUUGUCGAUGUUAAGUCAUACAUUUAUAAAAGAUUUUGAUGUUUGGCAUUAUCUUUCAGAUAAAUCUUGUGCGAUGUACCAAGAAA